Anoplophora glabripennis (Asian longhorned beetle) is the source of this 3673-nucleotide messenger RNA. RefSeq names its product enhancer of mRNA-decapping protein 4 (gene Ge-1). Lineage: Eukaryota; Metazoa; Arthropoda; Insecta; Coleoptera; Cerambycidae. Gene Ontology annotation, biological process: deadenylation-independent decapping of nuclear-transcribed mRNA. Gene Ontology annotation, cellular component: P-body. The transcript is spliced from 13 exons. The record is from RefSeq and is a predicted model, not a curated record. The coding region runs from base 193 to 3459 and encodes 1088 amino acids. Gene Ontology annotation, molecular function: protein binding.
UUUCUUGGUUGGCUUGCUUUUUUUGCCGAAAAAUUGAGAAAUUUGCAAAUUGGAAAUUUCUCACAAUCAGUGUCUUUUUGUAUAAUUCGGUUUCCAUACCUAAAUGUUUUAGUUUUUUUUUGUUAGCGUACAAUGUAAGUAGCUGCACCUGAAAAGUGUACAUAAUCAAAAUCAUAGAAUCCGUGUAUCAACAUGACUUCACCACGUAUAGGACCCAGUCCAAAUUUAAUUCAGAAUAUCAAUUAUACAGGAAGUGAAACUGAAUUUUCCACUGAAGUAAAGGGACAAACUGUAAUAGUUCAUAGUAGUCAAGGAAUUCAUAACCACGGAAGUUCAAAAGUGAAGUUGAGCGAUCGUAUUGAUUAUAACUGGGAAUUUCGUUAUUACUACGGGCAUCUUGUUGCUGCUCAUAUUAAUGGAAAAGUUAUCGCAUUUGGAAUGAAAGGCAAGGAUGGAGGAAUGGUGAGAGUGACGAAUCAAGAAACAAAUAACAGAACAUUAAUAAAGAAUUUAAAGGAAGAUAUUAAAGAUGUCUCUUUUGCAUAUUCAAGAGAGGACAUCGUGCUUGGCUGUGUUGACAGUGAGGGGAACAUUUUGAUAUAUCAGAUAGAUGACAUGCCACAUUCUAUAUCUUAUACACUACUUCUACAUAUUUAUCACCAUGGCAAUAAACCCAAGACUAAUUUUAGGCUUAUAUGGUGUCCGUAUCUGCCUAGUUUCGACGAUGACGAUGCUAGUGAUGAUCCUGCUGAAAUGUUUGUAGUUUUAAGUGGAAAUAGAGCGGAAGUAUUCAAUGUGUCCCUUGUAACGAGUAAGCAUGGGAAGGGCCCCGUAGACCCCGACGAUUCUUAUGAAGGUUAUAUAGAACUGAAUCAUACUGCAGAAUUAGUAGAUGCGUCAUUCUCGUCGGACGGCAAUGCUAUCGCUAUUGCUUCGUCUGAUGGAUGCGUGAAGUUCUUUCAGCUGUAUAUGGGAGACAAGGAGAAGAAGAAAUUCCUACAUUCUUGGCAACCGCAUAAUGGGGAUCCCCUGUCUUCCAUUAUAUUUAUCGAUAAUGUGUUGGAGUACAGCUCAGAGUGUUGGAAAUUUAUGAUUACGGGUGCCAAUAACAACUCGGAAAUAAAAUUGUGGUCUUGUGAAAGUUGGGCCUGUUUGCAGACAAUCCAUUUUAAAGUUAACCCGACCACCCCUAUCACCAGCCUGUUUAUGAACAUAGCCAUUGAUUUUUCUGGGCAAUAUCUUGUGAUAUCCGAUAUAAAUAACAGAGUUUUAUAUGUAAUGCAAUUGAAACGAAACGAUAAAGAACAAGUGGUGCAGGUAAUAUCGCUAGCUCAAUUCUUGUUACCUGCACCUUUCCUUAGUUUUCACAUAUUAGAAGCCUCGAAUCGUAAAAUUCCGUACUCAUACAAUAAUAGCAAUGAGGAUUUGUACGAUGAUCACGACGACUAUGAUGAAGACUCGGAAAUAACUAUUAUUUGCUUGAAAAUGCUUGUAAUUCAGCCAAAGAAAUUCCAAGAAUGCAAUAUCACGUUUCAACCGGAUGCACUGUUUUACAAUACCCUGAAUUUAUCUAUUAAAGAAAACCUGUGCGAAAUAGAAGAAACAGAUAAAGUUCCUAAAUUAGAUGACUUGCAGAAUUCUGUAACGUUAUUGAUACAACAGCAAAGUAACAAAUCUAACCUCACGUUAAUGACGCCCGACGAUUUUACUUCUCCUGAUGACAAUUCCCGUCCCAACAGUGUAAAGAAUUCAUUGUUGAAUGAAGACGAGCCUUCAGUCGAUCAAUCCGUGGAAAAGUUAACGGAGAAUGUGGUGGACAAUUUGAUUGAUUUCCAAAGACCGCAGAAAGAUAACUUUGCUAGUGGCGGUUCGAGUCCAAGUCGAGAAGUACAAGAAAUUUUAUCCCUCAAUAAUUCAAACUAUAGCAAUCAAGAUUACUUCGACAGCCUUACAAAAUUGCAAGACGAACAAGAAGAGCCCCAGAAAGACUAUAACAAUCAAAGUGAAAAUCUAAUGUAUCAGGAUAACAUCGGUUCCGAAAUGGUGUGGCCUAAAAUACCCGUCGUUAAGGAGACUCAGAUUAUUAACGAUGAAACCUUACGAAAGGAAUUAGGUUUGAGCAGUGCUGAGAAUAUGUCACAAUUACAAGCGAUCAAUUAUAGAAUAAGCAGUCUGGAAAGCAUAAUACGGGAACAGAAUAUACUCAUCCAGAAACUUCACCAGGACCGUAUCGAUAAAGACGAGCUUAUUAAAGAAUUAGAUUGUUCGUUGUCCAAACACCAUUUACAGGUGGCAAAAUUGCUGGAGAACCUCAUCAAUAAGCAAAAGACUAAAGACAGGGAGUUACAGGAACAAAUUAUUUCGACCGUGAAUCAAUUGAUUACAAAAUCAUUGUCGGAAAACGUUCAACAAAUCGUGACCCAGGAAAUGAAACUGAUCUCACCUGCCAUUCACAGCUUAAUAGAUUCCUACAGACAUCAAGUAGAUACACAGUACUCACAGAAGUUAGCAGUUACUGAUAUGAUGCUUAAAGACAAUAUUUCCAAAGCUUUCAAUAGCAAGGCUCUAGCGGAUACUCUUAGCCAUUCAGUGGUUAACAUAGUAGCUCCAAGUUUGGAAAAAUGCUACCGUGACAUAAUUUCCUCGUCUUUAAUACCGUCAUGGGAAAGAGUAUGUGGGCAAAUGUUCCAGCAAAUUAACGAAACCUUUACAAAAGGAACAAAAGAAUAUACUGCUUCGGUUGAGAAUUAUAUGGACAGGCAAAGAAGAGUUCAGGAGAAGGGUAAGGAUCUCAUCGCCCAAAUCCAGUCUGUCUCAGAGAACAUGAAAUCUAACGCGGAUAAAUUAUCAACGACUCUUACUUCCGAAAUUCAGAAACAGUUCAAUUCCAUCUUUAAGAGCAUGCAAGACAAAUUAACUAACAGUAUCAAGGAGGUAGUGGCGGAUCAGGUAAAACAAGGCUUCAAAAGUCAUGCUGCCGUUAUCGAGGACAGUGUUAUAAACGCCGUUCGUUCCAGAGCAGUAACACCGUCGCCUCACAUCGAUUCACAUGUAGCAACACUUACGCAAAUUCAACAAAACUUAUCGAGGGGCAAUUUCGAUGACGCCUUCCAGUUAGCUCUUAGCGCAGAAAACUUGAGCUAUGUCAUUUAUGUUUGUGAACGGGUUGACAUUUCCACAUUGUUCGGCGAGGAGUGUCUGCUUCAACAAAACUGUCUGCUGGCUUUGAUCCAACAACUAAGCAUCGAGCUACACAAAAAUACAGAAUUAAAGUUGAGUUUUAUUCGAGCAGCAUUUCUAGCAUUAUCCCCAGAAUACCACAACACAAAAUCUUUUAUUCCAAAAGUCCUGAAAGACGUUAUUAAACAGUUAAAUAUUUUUAUCCAGACCAGCCCACCGAUAAAACAGUUAACAGAUGCAAGGCUGCUUAAGAUGGCCAUCGAAAGCACAUUUAUAUAAGGUAAAAGAAAUUUAUUUGAAGUAUACAUUACUUGUUGUUUUUGUUAAUAGUAUUGACUUAGCUUAUGUUACAAAAAUAUUAUUUUAUUUUUAUAUUUGUCAACUUACCUGUAAUAUAUCGACUUAUUUUAAAUUUUUUACAUUGAUGACAUGAUCGUGUUGUUAAGACUGGUAUAUAUCAGCUGUUCCUUUUUAUUAUUAUUUUUUUUUAAAU